This is a messenger RNA of Amyelois transitella, 1686 nucleotides long. It is a transcript of the gene zen, whose product is annotated as homeobox protein Hox-B3-like. The transcript is spliced from 3 exons. Bases 1 to 1686 code for a protein of 561 amino acids. Gene Ontology annotation, cellular component: nucleus. The record is from RefSeq and is a predicted model, not a curated record. NCBI's taxonomy places the organism in Eukaryota, Metazoa, Arthropoda, Insecta, Lepidoptera, Pyralidae. Gene Ontology annotation, molecular function: DNA-binding transcription factor activity, RNA polymerase II-specific; RNA polymerase II cis-regulatory region sequence-specific DNA binding. Gene Ontology annotation, biological process: regulation of transcription by RNA polymerase II.
AUGUCAACAUCGUCUUCUUCAAUGCCAAGUCUUCUUUCUGAUCCAGAAUUUGAAGAUUCGAGAGAUUCAAUUUCAUCAGAAUUAUCUGGUAAGAAUAUAACAAAAUAUCAGAACAGUCAGAUUUUUGAUCCAAUACAAAAAAAUGACUAUAAAAAUUCAAUCACGUCUCAUGGGGUCGAAGAUAUACUCUCUGAAGGAGUAAAUUAUACUGUGAAUGAAAAUGCAUUCACAGACUGCAAAGCAGAAAUAAUUUCAUCAAUACCUAACCCGUUUGUGCAAGACUACAAUUCAAGGGAUUCAACUAGUUUUAGCAUACAAGAUAUUCUUGGUUUACAUCAAACAUACAACCCUGCAAGCAAUCAAGAAGAUUUGGAACCGAGAUAUGAUUAUCAGAUACCGAACUAUGAAAACAUUAGCAAUAGUUCUAAUAAUAACAAUUAUGGAUCUGGCACUGAAGAAACCUUAGCUGAAGAUUGCAUCAAUAAAGGUGGCGAUAUUUUUAGUUCAUCUGUAACGCAACUUGGUAAUCCAGUUGAACACAAUAGAAACUAUGCAAUUAGUGAACCAGUCCAAUAUCAAGCAAGAAGCAGUUUUGACGGUGAUGUUACCAAAGAUCCUGGAAGAGUAAUUAACGAAAUAAAUGAAACUAGUUUUCCCAGUCAGAACAAUAUUUCAUGGAGUAACAAAGCAACGCUAAAUAACCCUAUAUCUACAACAAGGACGGCGUCAUCUCUUUCUGGUAACGAAAUGUCAUCAGAGCAGUCAUCCUAUCAGAAGGGAUUUACGAAAAGAGCAAGGACAGCUUACACUAGUUCACAGCUAGUAGAAUUAGAAAAUGAAUUUCACCAAAACCGUUAUCUAUGUCGACCAAGACGCAUUGAACUUGCUAAUUACUUACAGCUUUCUGAACGACAAAUUAAGAUAUGGUUUCAAAAUAGAAGGAUGAAAUAUAAAAAGGAUAAUAAGCACAAUAAGCCAUCCUCAUCAGUGGAAGAUAACAGUCCUUCUAGUUCCAAAGAGAUGUCUCCUAGUCAAGAACAUAAAAUGAGCCAUGGAAGAGGCUGCGGUGGACAUGAUAGACAUAGGCGUCUUUUGACUGACAAUCAUACUAAUCAUCACAAAGUUUUUAUGCCUACAAAUGAUUCGCUAUCAAGACCCCCUGAUUAUUCUUCGAUUAAUUCACUAAAAUCUGUGAUAAAAGGACCCCAGAAUACGCUUGAGCUUCCGUCUUAUACUCCAAACCUGUCUUAUUCCUCAUACUACACGCCAGGAACAAGUAGAGCCGCUUACUCACCGAUGUCGGAGGUUUAUCGAUACUCGGUCGAUGAAUCACUGCAGCCAAAUUCUAAUACUCUGUCCACACUGCAAACCGAUAGCUACGUGCCCAACGGAGUCAACUUGAAGUUAAGCGAUGAUUUGCCUCGAUACACUGCCACGCCUUCUUCAUAUUAUAAUCCAUUAACAACGGGAGUGGUGAUGCACCCUCCAACUUCCGAAGCUUAUGGAUUUGGCACGUCAUUAUCCUCGUUAUCCGCACCGACUUAUGAAGAAAGUAAUUUGCAUUCUAGAAACCCAACCUUAUCUUUGACUCAAGAUGCAUACUAUUCAUAUUUAACAACACCACCAGAGACCACUAAUCAACAGACUUCAUCUACAAGCAAGUAUUCUUCUUAUAUUUCUUUAUAA